Molecule: messenger RNA, 1224 nt
Organism: Enterospora canceri
Lineage: Eukaryota; Fungi; Microsporidia; Enterocytozoonidae
Source: the annotation of a GenBank genome assembly
AUGCCAAAAAUACCAAGCAACUACCACAGUAAAGCAACCAGGGCAAAGGAGUGCCAACACGAUGCGACUGAGAGACAAUAUGACGAUGGAGACUACUACAACGAGUGUAGGCUGGAGAAGGAGUAUGUUAGAGCAUUGAAUGCAACCAAAAUGGACAAAAUGAUGAGCAAACCACUUGUUGGAUCACACAUGCUCCACAACGAGGGAAUUGUCAAAAUGGAACGAAGCAGAAGCAAAUUCAUCACUGCUUCCUAUUCCAAUGAAAUCAUUGUUUGGGAUCUGGUGAAGAAAGAGGCAUUGAUCAAAUUGGAAUAUUUGAAUCAAAUUAAUUCAGUUGGAAUCUACGAAAAUAAGGCAGUGGUAACACAGGAUAGAAGUAUCCUGUUCACUGAAAUGAACAAGACCAAUUCCAACGACUACCAGUCCAAUUUGUACAAUAUCAGUACAGAAGUGCUAGAAAAGCCAAGAUUUGAAUUCAGCAAAAAAGUCACCAACAAAUUCAGUAGCAAAAUUGACCAAAAACAAACCGUAAAUCACGUUGAUAUUGGAGAGAGUAAAAUGGCAGUUGGAACCACCCACAGUUCCAUCGUAUGCGACCUGAUCAAAGGAAUCAACCUCUACGAGAAACCAGGCCAAUGCAAUCAAAUCCAAUUCAACCAUAGCAUAGGAGGCAUUCUUGGAAUAGUUGGAGAUGGUGCUGUACGAAUAGAAGACACCCGAGCCAAUAGCACCGUUUAUUCUGGAAAGAUGCCUGUAAAUUGCAUCAAAUUCAAUAACAACAAAUUGAUUUGUGGUGGUGAUAAAUUGACUGUUUUUGAUAUGCGAGAAAUGGGAAGAGCUCUAAGAGAAUUCAAAACAAGUGGCCCAAUUCUAAGCGUGGAUUCAACUGGUACCAGAACAUCUUGUGGUACCGCUGAUUGCGUCAUAUUCAACUUCGUAGAUGAGAAACUUGCAGAUGUCUACUACAACCAGAGAAUGGGCCUGAUUCACGGUCUCAGAUACUCAGGUUGUGGUAACUACCUGGUGAGUGGAUCAGAUGAUGGAAGUGUACGCGUGUGGAAGGCAGAUGCAAACCAAAGGACGCUGAAAACGGGACGAGAGAGACGAAGCAGUGACGGAAACAGGGCACUUCAAGAGAAAUACGGAAGUGUGGCCGAAAUAGCACGAAUCAGAAGACACAAAUUCACCCCUAAGGAAAUCAAGAGGAAGAUGAACAGUAAAUGA